Molecule: messenger RNA, 1618 nt
Organism: Coffea arabica (coffee)
Lineage: Eukaryota; Viridiplantae; Streptophyta; Magnoliopsida; Gentianales; Rubiaceae
Product: epoxide hydrolase 1-like
Molecular function (GO): catalytic activity
Source: RefSeq, a predicted model, not a curated record
ACAAAAGAGGAGUACAUAGUAGCUUUUAUGGACACAGCCAGUAUGACUAGAUUUUUUUUGGUAAGAAAAGGAUAAGUCUAUCAUGUUCAUCAAAUCAAGAUAUCUCAGGUGCAUUACCACUUUUUUUUCCAUCGAGCACCGACUUAUCCGAAUUCGACCCGAGUAGCGUCUGCAGAAUCUGGAUAAAUAUAAAAGAGUGCAGGACGUAAUGGAGUGUGAUAAGUAUAAAGAGCUCCCGCAUUGCCUCUUUCAUAGUCUUAACAAAAGAGUGCAGGAAUCUCCCUUAUUCCCCUUCUUCUUCUGCGAUAAAUAUAAUCAAGAAAGUGCCCCAAAUCCUAACCCCUCCAUAAUUCUGUGUAAGGAGCAGAAAGAAAAGAGAUGGAAAAGAUAGAGCACAAAAACAUAGAAGUAAAUGGGAUAAACAUGCACGUAGCAGAAAUAGGCCAAGGCCCAGUAGUUCUCUUCCUUCAUGGCUUUCCUGAAUGCUGGUACACCUGGCGCCAUCAAAUGUCUUUCAUGGCAUCCCACGGCCACAGGGCUGUGGCGCCGGACCUCCGUGGCUUUGGUGGCACAACUGGCGCACCUAUUGAUGACCCCAGCAAGUUCACCACCCUCCAUGUCGUGGGAGAUAUCAUUGAGCUCCUGAAAAUUGUUGCACCAGAUGAAGAUAAGGUGUUCUUGGUGGGGCAUGAUUGGGGUGCAGUCAUGGCUUGGGCUUUGUGUUUGUAUAGACCUGAUAAAGUUAAAGCUUUGUUCAACAUGAGCGUCAGUUUCGGUCCAAGAAAUCCUAAAAGGAAGCCCAUUGAGACCUUGCGUGCUGUUUGUGGUCCUGACUACUACGUUUGUAGGUUCCAGGAACCUGGAGAAAUAGAAGAGGAGUUUGCCAAAGUUGGAACCAAGAGAGUUCUGGAGAACUUUCUUUCUUACCGUGCUCCUGGUCCACUUUUUCUGCCAAAGGGAAUACUUUUCGGAGAUUCACCUGAUGCCCCUACAACUUUGCCCUCUUGGUUAUCUGAAGAAGAUGUUGCUUACUAUGUUAACCAGUAUGCGCAGAGUGGCUUUACUGGAGGUCUGAAUUAUUACAGAGCACUAGACAUAAAUUGGGAACUGACUGCACCAUGGACAGGGGCUCAGGUUAAAGUGCCAGUCAAGUUUGUUGUUGGGGACCUGGAUCUGACCUAUAAUGCACCGGGCACCAAGGAUUAUCUCCACAAGGGAGGGCUUAAAAAAGAUGUACCAUUCUUGGAUGAAGUAGUGGUGAUGAAAGGGGUUGGCCAUUUUUUGCAUGAAGAGAAACCUGAUGAGAUUAACAAAUACAUUCAUCAAUUCAUCCAGAAGUUUUCUUCCCCGAGAUGUUCUCUGCUGUAAAUAUCCUUGUCCUAAAUGUCUGUCUUGUUUGCUAUUUCCCUUAUAGUUUGUGGUUUUUUUUUUCCUGAAAGUGUGUUGUUGUGGAUGUUCAUUUGGGCAUAGUCUUCAAGGUGGCCGGCCUAUGGAAGAAAUUUGAGAUGUGCUGAAAUUAAUAAUUGUAUUAUAUCAUGCCUUUACAUUUUCCCGUUCCCCUCUGAAUAUGCACACUCUCUAGAACGAUUGUGUAAUGGAUGUUCAUUUCUUCACUCUA